AUGACUGAUAAGCUCUCGCUCAAGACGCCCCGGGGCAGGACAGUGGCCUUUCCCACGGGUCUCUUUAUCGACGGCAAGUUCAGCAAGUCGAGCGAUGGCACGACGCUCACGUCCAUCAACCCGGCGACGGGUAAGCCGCUGGGCGACGUCAGUGCCGGCACACGCGCGGAUGUCGACCGCGCCGUCGAGGCGGCCCGCACGGCUUUCGAUACCGUGUGGGGGCCCAACAGCACGCCCGAUGUGCGGUGCAGGGCGCUGAACAAGUGGGCAGACCUGAUCGAGGCGCAUGCAGACGAGCUGGGCGAGCUCGAGAGCCUGGACAACGGCAAGCCCGUGUGGAUGGCGCGCGACGUCGACAUCAUGGACAGUGCCGGCUGCCUGCGCUACUAUGCCGGGCUUGCUGACAAGGUAGAGGGGAAGACGAUUGAGCAGACGGAAGGGCAGAAGCUCGCAUUCACCCGGUCCGAGGCCAUCGGUGUCGUGGGGCAGAUCAUCCCGUGGAACUACCCGAUCCAAAUGUUCGCCUGGAAGGUGGCACCUGCCCUUGCGGCGGGCAACACCAUCGUGCUCAAGCCGGCGGAGCAGACACCGCUCAGUGCGCUCCGCCUCGCCGAGCUCUCGGUCGAGGCCGGCUUCCCGCCGGGCGUCAUCAACAUCGUCAAUGGGCUGGGACCGAUCGUGGGCCAGGCCAUUGCCGAGCACGAGGGCAUCGACAAGGUCGCCUUUACCGGGUCCACCGUCACGGGCAAAAAGGUGGCCGUGGCGGCGGCGACGAGCAACCUCAAGCGCACCACGCUCGAGCUCGGCGGCAAGUCGCCCGCCGUCGUGUUUGAGGACGCGGAUCUGGAGCAGGCCGCGCACUGGGUCACCAACGGCAUCCUCUUCAACAUGGGCCAGGACUGCGCGGCGUCGUCGCGGCUGCUGGUGCAAAAGAGCAUCCACGACGACUUUGUCGCGCGCCUUGUCCGCAACUUUGAGGCCCAUCAGAUCGGCGACCCCUUUGACGACAAGACGACGCAGGGGCCCCAGGUGUCGGAGAUGCAGUACAAAAAGAUCCUGGGAUUGAUCCAGUCGGGCAAGGAGCAGGGCGCCACCGUCGCCACGGGCGGCGACACGGUCCAGUUUGCCGCGGGGCACGAGUACAACGGCGGCUACUUUGUGCGCCCGACGAUCUUUACUGGCUGCCGCAAGGGCAUGCGCAUCUACGACGAGGAGAUCUUCGGGCCUGUCCUGUGCGUCAUGGCCUUUGACGACGAGGACGACGCGGUGCAGCGAGCCAACGACACGACGUACGGCCUGGGCGCCGGCAUCUUCUCCGAGAAUGCGAGCCGGUGCAUGCGCAUGGUGCACAAGCUCAAGGCCGGCACGGUGUGGUGCAACAUGUACCUCGCCCUGAGCAACGCCGUGCCCUUUGGCGGUUUCCGCCAGUCGGGCUACGGCCGCGAGCUGGGCAUCGAGGGCCUUGCCGCCUAUGUCCAGACAAAGGCGGUGCAUUGGAACUAUGGCGAGAAGGCCGUGUGGCCCGUGACUGGUUGAUGUCCGAUACACUCUGCAAUUCGAGCUUAUUGCACUUCCUCUGCAAUACAUGCUAGUUAGACCUUCCCUGCUUGCCUCUAACUUCAUAGAUAUGACUUUGCGAGUGAGUCACUGAAUCCCGACUCCAAGUCUCAUCGAGUCCGAGUGGCCACACAGUCAGGCGAGAAGAGAAGACGGGGACCAGCUGUGCAAGUCAAGCAUCUAACGUCUUUGCUAUUUGCGAGCUCUCUGCAAAUCAUUCUUCCU
Molecule: messenger RNA, 1782 nt
Organism: Acaromyces ingoldii
Lineage: Eukaryota; Fungi; Basidiomycota; Exobasidiomycetes; Exobasidiales; Cryptobasidiaceae
Product: aldehyde dehydrogenase
Exons: 2
Coding region: 1-1536 (511 amino acids)
Molecular function (GO): aldehyde dehydrogenase (NAD+) activity
Source: RefSeq, a predicted model, not a curated record